CAGUAGCUCUAAAACGUUUGUCACUUAAUUUCCAACUUUAUGAAAGAGUAUGAAAUCCACUGUUCAAAUAAAGAAAGAGUACGAAAUUUACUGCGCCGGAUGAGUCAUCAAUUAAUGAUAUGGAGAAUGGGAAAAAAGAUCCAAACUUUUGAAGUCAGCGGGAUCGUUCUAUUGUUGCUCCUCCUCCUCCUCUCUCUGCUCUCACCUCGGCGCUCCCGCAAAUUCCAGCAAUCUCACUGGUUCUGUCUCUGUCUUCUCUCUCUGUCUCUCUCUGUCUCUGUGAAAUAUAUGUAGAUAUAUGUAUGGAUACAAUAUAUGUUAUUUACUUGGCUUGCUAAUCUACGGCGUGGGACAACGUGUUUGUCGAAAUGCUUCACCCACGUGCGAUUCCAGCUUGAGAUUUAUCCCUCGCGCAAAUUGGCAUAUAUAUACAUCGUACGACCAGAAGGGUCUGCGAAUUUUAACUGCCCUGAAAAUAUGGGAUCCGUUUACUGGGGAUGUAAGAGCAUAUGGCAGCUUCGCUAGAUGGAACCCAACUGCGAAGAAUGAAGAUUCCCCUUGAACAUCAAGGUUUGUCAUCAAGCUCUCUGUUGCUUAUGCCAAGAUACAUUCGAGUGGCAUGGUUAAUCAUCCAUCUCCUCCUUAGCAUGGUGUUUAGUGGCUUGACAUUGCGGUCUCAGUUAUGAAUCACCACUCUAUGUGGCUGGCUCCAGUACAAGCGGAGAUUAACUUGCAUUGGAGUUUGAGUUAAGAAGAAACUAGCGAAUAAAGCUGGUGCUGCUGAUUAUUCUCAUACUGUUCUACCAUGACACUCUCACAUUCCUAUAAUCUUGGGUUGUCUUCUCCUAUGUCAGGAGCAGUUCCUUUGGACUUUGGAUUAAAAUCGGUUAAACAAUCAUCAUCAUGUGUUGCCAUUGCGUUGGCCGAAGGAAGUAAAGAACAAAUAAGUGAUAUGUUUAACAAGGUUGAACUCUCUCUUUCUUCAUAUGACACUGCUUGGGUGGCUAUGGUCCCUUCGCCUUGUGCUCCACAAAGCCCCCAUUUCCCUAGGUCUUUGAGUUGGUUGAUGAAUAAUCAAUUAUGCGAUGGUUCUUGGGGUCUCCCUGAUCAUCAUCCAUUAUUAAUCAAGGAUGCUUUGUUAUCGACUUUAGCAUGUGUCCUUGCACUUAAGCAAUGGGGAGUUGGUGAAAGGCAGAUAAACAAAGGCCUUGAAUAUAUCGCUUCAAAUUCUGCUUCUGUAACUGAUGACAGGCAACAUACACCAAUUGGAUUCAAUAUUUUGCUUUCUGGCAUGAUUGAGCAGGCUGAUUGCCUAAAUUUAAACAUUCCCUUGAGACCUACAGAUGUAGAUUAUGUGUCUUCCAAGAGAAAUUUGGAAGUGAAGAGAGGUUUAUCAGGGAUUAGUGGAAGAUACUUGUCUUAUGUUGCGGAAGGAAUGGGAAGUUCAGCAGACUGGGAAAUGAUUAUGAAAUAUCAACGGAAAAAUGGGUCAAUAUAUAAUUCACCAGCGACCACAGCUGCUGCUCUAACUCACCUUCAAAAUGCCAGUUGUCUACACUACCUUGAAUCAGUACUAGAGAAAUUUGGUGAUGCAGUUCCAACAAUCUAUCCUUUGGAAAUAUAUGCUCGUCUAUGCAUGAUAGAGAAUUUGGAGAGAUUGGGCAUUGAUCAUCAUUUCAGAAAGGAAAUAAUUCACGUAUUGGAUGACACGUACAGAUGCUGGCUGCAAGGCGAAGAAGAGUUAUUUCUGGACAUUGCCACCACCGCAAUGGCAUUUAGGAUACUGCGAUCCUAUGGAUAUGAUGUCUCUUCAGAUGCAUUGAGUCAAUUUGCCGAAGAGGAUCAUUUUUGCAAUACACUUGAAGGACAUGUGAAGGAUGCUGGCUCUGUCUUGGAAUUGUAUAGGGCUUCACAGCUGAUCAUCAAUGAUGAUGAAAUUAUUCUGGAUAAAAUCAAUUCUUGGACCAGUGAAUUUCUUAGAAAGGGUUUACACACUGGUGAAAUGCAUGCCAAUAGACUUAAGAGUUAUUUAAGUCGAGAGGUGGAUGAUGCUCUGAGAUUUCCUCUCCAUGCAAACUUGGAAAAGGUAGCGAACAGGAGAAAUAUAGAGCUCUACAACAUAGACAGUACGAGAAUUCUAAAAUGUGGUCUCCGGUCCCAUAAUUUUUGCAACAAAGAUUUCCUGAAUCUGGCAGUGAAGGACUUCAACAACUGUCAAGCAAUAUACCAAGAAGAACUCAAAUAUCUGGAAAGAUGGGUCAAAGAGAAAAGGUUAGACAAACUGAAAUUUGCCCGACAGAAGCUGGCAUAUUGUUACUUUUCUGCUGCAGCAACCUUUUCAACCCCUCUACUAGCAGAGGCUCGCAUUUCUUGGGCCAAAAAUGGUGUCCUCACAACAGUGGUUGACGACUUCUAUGAUGUUGGUGGCUCCGCAGAGGAGCUUGAAAAUCUUAUACAGUUGGUUAAAAAGUGGAAUGUAAACUUCAGUGCUGACUGCUGUUCUGAGCAAGUUCAAAUCAUAUUUUCAGCACUUCAUUCUACUAUUUCUGAGAUUGGAGACAAAGCAGUAACAUGGCAAGGAAGAAACGUGACGGGUCAUGUGGCUCAAAUUUGGUUAGAAUUGCUCGACUCUAUGUUGAUUGAGGCCGAGUGGACAAGAAAGAAGGCAGUGCCGACAAUGGAUGAAUACAUGGCAAAUGGAUUCGUCUCAUUUGCUUUGGGACCUAUUGUUCUCCCGGCUCUCUACCUUGUUGGUCCUAAACUUUCGGAGAAGCAGGUCGAAAGCCUUGAGUACCACAACUUAUUCAGGCUGAUGAGCACUUGUGGGCGCCUUCUGAAUGAUAUGCAUGGUUUCAAGAGGGAAUCCAAGGAAGGGAAGUUGAACGCCGUGACAUUGCAGAUGCUUGAUGGGAGCAGCACCAGCGAAGGAGAGGCCACGGAGAGUAUCGCCAGUAUCAUCAUCAGCAAGAGGAGGGAGCUCUUAAAGCUGGUUUUGCAAGAAAAGGAUAGCAUGGUUCCAAGAGCUUGCAAGGACUUAUUUUGGAAAAUGAGCACCGUGUUGCACUUCUUCUACAUGGAUGAUGAUGGCUUCACUUCAGAUGAGAAGACUAGUGCUGUUAAAGCUCUCCUUGAUCAACCAAUCACUCUCAAUGAACUGUAAUUAUCUUGAGAGAGCAUGCCGAACUCUUAUAAUACUGCUGCUUAUGUAAGUGUGAAUAUCGGUUGUGCUCGUCUAUCGCGUGACGAUAUGAACUAACAUUUCUGCACCUAAUGACAAGGGCGCGAUCAUAUCCUACUUCAUGAUCCUUGUUUUUCAGUUA
This is a messenger RNA of Syzygium oleosum, 3320 nucleotides long. Its product is annotated as ent-kaurene synthase TSP4, chloroplastic. The coding region runs from base 806 to 3160 and encodes 784 amino acids. Gene Ontology annotation, molecular function: terpene synthase activity; magnesium ion binding. The transcript has 17 exons. Lineage: Eukaryota; Viridiplantae; Streptophyta; Magnoliopsida; Myrtales; Myrtaceae. Gene Ontology annotation, biological process: gibberellin biosynthetic process. The record is from RefSeq and is a predicted model, not a curated record. Gene Ontology annotation, cellular component: chloroplast.